Molecule: messenger RNA, 1806 nt
Organism: Oreochromis aureus
Lineage: Eukaryota; Metazoa; Chordata; Actinopteri; Cichliformes; Cichlidae
Gene: angptl7
Product: angiopoietin-like 7
Exons: 5
Coding region: 190-1224 (344 amino acids)
Source: RefSeq, a predicted model, not a curated record
CAGCCUGAGUGAGCAACUGGUCAAAGGAGAGCUCCAACUCAACUGGACAAAACUUCAGAUAGCUGCAGUGAGCUUGUAUCUUUUUCAUAUUCCAAGAGAGAACCAUCUACAGAGAGAGACUCCUUUUUAGCAGCAACCAAUCAAAACACCCAGAGGCUGCGAGAAGAUCCAGAACUUUGACUUUUAAAAAUGGCAAAAAUCAAUUUGAGUAUAGUUGUUUUAGAGGUUGCACUGCUCUUGCUUGCAGAGACAUGGGCUCAAAAUCUCAGGAAGAGACAGGCGCUUCCAAAGCCUUCCAAGGGUCAGUGCUGCGACGAGGUACGCUCUCUCAAAGUUCAAGUGGCCAAUCUCACCAGCCUCUUUGAGGAGCUGAGUCGCAAGCAGGAGACAGACAUGAAAAAACUUGUGAAGCAAAUACUAGAUCUGGACCAGCAGAGCCAACAGCAAGAAGCCCGAGUCACAGAGGCAGAGAGCAAGUACUCUGAGAUCAACAACCGUGUGGAGAUCAUGCAGCUGCAAACCGCACAGUCUGCUCCUAAGACCUCAUCAGAAGCCACAUAUGACUGUGCAUCACUCUACAGCAAGAACUACAAGAUCUCUGGCGAGUACAAACUGCCUAAAGAUGAGUUUCUGGGAACACCCGAACUCCCCAUCUUCUGUGAUAUGGAGACAAAUGGAGGUGGCUGGACUGUGAUUCAGAGGCGCAGUGUUGGCCUCACAUCCUUUAACCGUGACUGGAAGCAGUACAAACAAGGAUUUGGAUCCAUUCGUGGAGACUUCUGGCUGGGCAAUGACAACAUCUUCCGCCUAACAAGGCAGCCAAGUACACUUAGGAUUGAUAUGGAGGACUGGGAAGGAGAAAAACGCUAUGCCGAGUAUGGCUUUUUCACAGUCAGUAAUGAGCUCAACAGCUACAAGCUCUUCCUUGCCAACUACAGUGGAAAUGCUGGAGACUCUCUGCGGUACCACAAUAACACCAACUUCAGCACCAUGAACAAAGACAAUGACAAAUGUUUGGACGACUGUGCAGCCCGGCGCAAAGGUGGGUACUGGUACAACUGCUGCACUGACUCAAAUUUGAACGGUGUUUAUUACCGCUACGGUGACCACAUAAAGAACCAAGAUAAGAACCAAGAUGGGAUCACUUGGUACAGCUGGCAUGGACCCACCUACUCCCUCAAGAAGGUGGAGAUGAAGGUCCGACCAGUUAAUUUUCAGUCAUAAGUGUUUUGGCUGUGUUUUCUGGAUCGAGAUCAUACGCAUGAAUAAAGAGAGUUCUCAAUAAUACCCGUUUAACUGUUCUACCAAACUGUGGCUUUUCCUGGACUGCGAACGAAGUGAUAAGGUUGUUUGUAAUGGUUUGGCUCGAUUUCAGUCAGAUGAAUGUGUAAUGUUUUUGUCAUGUUUUGAUUGUAAAUUGUAGUUAAUUGUGUGUAUUUAUCAGAUAUAAGAUAUUUUAUUUUUUAAAAGCUUUCCUAGAUGCCUUUUCAACACUCUCCCUGUGGGUAACUGGAAUUUUAUUCUUUCAGUCAUUUGUCUUGAAUGCACUUGGGAUGUAUUUUCAGUUAUAACAAGCAAGGACCAUUGGAAACUUAUCUAAUUCAUCUAUAAAUCUUUAAAGACUGCCAGACUACCAUUUCUUUGUGAACUGUUGUGAGGGAUUGGUCCUAUCAAUUAUGCUCCAUUUCUUUUUCUUCAUUCACUUCAAACAAUAAACCUUCAUGAUGGAAAUGUGUGAUUUGUAAAAUGUGUACAGUUCUGUAAUUAUGUUCUUUUAUUUGGUAGAAAAUAAAAAAUAUUUUUUAA